AUUCACAAAACAUUUCCUCCGUAUUAUCUCUUUCUUUGUUGCAUCUUUGAGUUCGCCGGGAUCCCGUUGGGAGCGAAGAACCGUUCUAUCCUGGGAGACACUUGCUACAUGUGUCGGGCAAAAACGUCUUAAGGAAACAACGUUACGUUGGGCUCGGUUACAAGUUGUACUAUGUAUACUAUCAAGGUGGUAGAUGGUGAUGGUGAUGUGGCGUGCCCUGGGUGGCUAGCCCUCGAUCAUAAAUUUUUCAUAACUGAUGCAUUAAAUGCGCUUCUGCCAAAUCUUUGCCUUCUCGCCAAUUAUCCUGGAGCAACAUGCCAAAAGCUCAUUCGCAACACUCCAGGCAGUUUGUUCAAGAAUUUUGUGACUCGCGGCCCAAGUUGUGCGGGUAGUGCCGCUCGGGUCUGGAGCCUUUCACAAACGUUCUUGAUUCAUUUUCUCGCAGAGGUAUUGGGCAAAUCCCGUGCUGGGCUAAUUUCCCCAACAUUGCGUAUAACUUUAUGAAAUCAUAGGGCCCAAGCGGUUCAGAACACCCCGAUCGGCAUUCGGCUCAGUUCUUCUACUUGGAGUAUUUCAGGAAACACUGACACCUAAAUACCCAUGGCGGGGUCCCACACACCGAACGUCCUACCCGAACGGGAAGUCAGCAAGUGGAAGCCGCAUUUAAUGCUAAAGUAUGGCAGCAUUAAGUGGAGGCAUGGGUGUAUACGUGGCAGAGGUUACAGCCUACCGGAUUCAGUAACGUGUCCAUCUCUUCCAUCCUCACUCUAGUAUAAAUACCUGCAUUAAAUACAUUGUAAAAGGUUAGCAUUUUCAUACUCAAAGCUUAGCAAUAGAACCAUCUCUCUUGUAUUGUAUUCAAACUCGUAGUGACGUACUGUUCG
Cuscuta epithymum is the source of this 884-nucleotide messenger RNA. NCBI's taxonomy places the organism in Eukaryota, Viridiplantae, Streptophyta, Magnoliopsida, Solanales, Convolvulaceae. The record is from the annotation of a GenBank genome assembly.